GACAGUGUUUCCGGCCACGUUUCUGUUUCUUUCUAUUUUGCUUGCACACCUGCAAAUAAUUUACUCUUUUCGUUCAUUAGUCAAUUUAUACAUCAAAGGAUUGUUUCCUUUCAAUUACCUGACACCCAUAAAACAGGGGCCCCAUUCAACUUUUUUCAACUUCUUUCGUUUGUAUCUGCCCGAGGAUCGCCCCCCUGUAUCUCCUCGCCUCAACGGCUUUAAUUUGAAUUGAGAUCUCCCUUUCUCUUUGUUUCUCGAUUUCAUAAAUUUAUUUAUUUAUUAAUUCUCAAUUUGUAUUUCACCCUUCUGUACCAGACAAAAAUAUACCCAAGACGUGUAUUUCCUCUCUGUUUAUUCAGAGGAAGCAUAUCUCUCUCUCCCUACAAAUCUUGAUUGGCUUUGGAAUCUAGGAAGAGGGAGACAAUCAAAAUUUUAUUGGGUUUCCGUGUUCGUUUUGCUUAUUCCCUUUGGUUGCUUCACUAUUAAACCUGGUACACACUUGCACAUGCUGUCAAUGGCAACUGGGAAUUCCUAUAUUGAUGACUUGCGAAGUAAACCUGAGGUCAUUGACCUCCCUGAAAAUGAACAGAUUAUAGAUGUUGGAGAACAUGUAAGCGACACUGCUCAAAGUCCCCUAAAACCUAAUGUAACCGUCUCAAGUAGCGUACGUGAUCUACUGGAAUGUCCAGUUUGCUUGAAUGCUAUGUACCCCCCUAUUUAUCAGUGUUCCAAUGGUCAUACAUUAUGCUCUGGUUGCAAACCUAGGGUGCACAACCGAUGCCCAACUUGCAGGCAUGAACUUGGUAAUAUCAGAUGUCUUGCAUUGGAGAAGGUAGCUGCAUCCUUUGAGCUCCCAUGUAAAUAUCAGAGUUUUGGAUGUAUGGGCAUCUACCCUUACUACAACAAGCUUAAACAUGAAUCUCAGUGCAUUUUUAGACCUUAUAAUUGUCCUUAUGCGGGGUCAGAGUGCUCAGUCAUUGGUGAUGUUCCAUAUCUCGUGAGCCAUUUGAAAGAUGAUCACAAAGUUGAUAUGCACAAUGGCAGUACAUUCAACCAUCGCUAUGUCAAAUCAAAUCCCCGUGAGGUGGAGAAUGCCACCUGGAUGCUUACGGUAUUCAGUUGCUUUGGGCAGUAUUUCUGUCUGCAUUUUGAAGCAUUUCAGCUCGGAAUGGCGCCAGUUUACAUAGCGUUCUUACGGUUCAUGGGCGAUGAAAACGAGGCAAAAAACUAUGGCUAUACCCUCGAGGUUGGGGGUAACGGGAGGAAGAUGAUAUGGCAAGGAGUGCCUAGAAGUAUAAGGGAUAGCCACCGAAAGGUACGCGAUAGUUUUGAUGGCCUCAUCAUUCAACGUAACAUGGCUCUCUUUUUCUCUGGUGGAGACCGGAAAGAAUUGAAGCUCAGAGUUACUGGUCGGAUUUGGAAAGAGCAAGUUGUUCCUUUGAACAAAUGAAUUUUUUUUUGGAUAUCUAGCAGGCAAACGCUCUUUGCUUGUCUAUGCACCAAAUAUUUGAGUUGACGAGCCCAAAUUAGCACUAUAUACACUAGGACAUUAACCAGUGAUAGUGUCUUUAUGGUCUGUACUGUAUCACUGGAUGCAAUAACCUGCCAUUGUAAUGGAGGACUGAGAAGCAUGAACUAUAUAAGAUAUUCACUUAUUAGUGUUUUUGUGGGUUUUAUGAACUUCUAGUA
This is a messenger RNA of Olea europaea var. sylvestris, 1689 nucleotides long. Its product is annotated as E3 ubiquitin-protein ligase DIS1-like. Gene Ontology annotation, cellular component: cytoplasm. Lineage: Eukaryota; Viridiplantae; Streptophyta; Magnoliopsida; Lamiales; Oleaceae. Gene Ontology annotation, molecular function: protein binding; ubiquitin protein ligase activity; zinc ion binding. The record is from RefSeq and is a predicted model, not a curated record. The transcript has 4 exons. Gene Ontology annotation, biological process: ubiquitin-dependent protein catabolic process; multicellular organism development. The coding region runs from base 506 to 1450 and encodes 314 amino acids.